AUGUCUGACCCUGAAGACGCAUCUCCUGCUGGAGAGCGAGUCGCCGACUUCGAAAACCGAGAUCCUGCCGUAGGAAACGACGACGAGGCCGAUGUCCCCCAGCUCGAGCAGCCAGACUCACCGGAAGACCCAAGCUCUGUGAAUGUGGAAGAAGAGGAGAAGAACCAUGUUAUAGAUGCGAACCUACUAGAGCCGCCUGUUCAAAAUGGGGACAUUUCUGAGAUUACAUCGGCGGAUGCGAGCUCCAUCGAUGCGAUCCCGCGGAGGGCGGGGAGUCCGAUUGAAUCCGUUACCUCUGCACCGGGAGAUUCUCCGUCGGUUCAGGGCUCGCGCGUAUCCUCCCCAAGUAGCAGUGUACUGCCGUCGUUUGCCUCCCGUCCGGGCAUCAGUAGUCCCACGCCGUCCUUCCGACCCUUCGAUCGACGGUUCCAAUCCCGAAUAGCAUCAUUCAACACCCUCAGCCCUCGUCCAUCGACUCCUACAUUUGCGCCAAAUCACAGUCGCCAUGCCUCCUUUAAUUCCAAUUUCCCGUCAGACCAAGCCGAUACUGACACACCGUCGCCCCCAUGGGAGGUUGUGAGGUGGACAAGGCUGAAGAAGCUAAACAGCUAUGCAUUCUCGGAAUCAGGGAGGCGUAAUUUCGGAUCCCCUACGUGUCUUGCCGUGUCUGCCUCAAUUGUUUUGGGAACCUCUAAAGGAAUAAUCUUAAUUUUUGAUUACAGUCAAAAUCUUAAAACCAUCAUAGGACCCGGCACCAAAGCUAUCGAAUCUGGGCCCAUUACUGCUCUUGCUAUAUCGGCAGAUCAUACCAUUAUAGCCGGAGGCCAUGCGAGUGGUAGUAUCUUCACUUGGGACACCGCGCGACCCUCACGGCCCUUUCUCACAAUCUCACAUCUGGACGAUUCUCAAGUACAAAACAGGACAGUCGAUGGUCACAUGCCUGAGGCCUCUGUAAUCCAUCUAGGGUUCCUGGGGACUCGACAUACAGCUCUUGUGUCCGCUGAUGACCGUGGAAUGGCAUUCUCUCAUCUUGCCACUAGGGGUACCGGGCCGCUUGGAAGAACGGUCAAGACUACGAGAAUAUUAGGCCGGUAUCCAAAUGCGCCCACGCUGCCAGGCAAAACAAUAAAGCCUAGCACUGUCCUCGCUUUUGCACCUCUACCGCUAGGAAAUGUUGAGCGCACGACCGACAAGAUGGGACUGACUGCCAUGUUGACCCCGUAUCUACUCGUCAUUGUGUCCACGACCCCAGUGGCGCAGACCCAACACAAGUCAGCGCGCCCCAAGGACGUUCCAGCUCAUAGCGCGAUGACCGGUUGUUUGGCUUGGUUUCCUGCUGUGAGCCUCAAGGUUGCAGACACACACACUGGCUCGACCCUCUCAAAAGCGAAGCUAGCGUAUUGUUGGUCUAAUGUGCUUACAGUACUGGAUGUGGAUGAGAUUCCUGGCGAAGAUAGUGAUCCGCCAUCAUUGAGAUUUAAAGCUCGAAGCAGGUGGAAAUGUGAAGAGGCUAUUGCUGCGGUGCAGUGGCUCAGCCGCUCUGUGCUGACAGUCUUGACCAUCUCCCAAAGACUGAUUGUCCUUGAGGACAGAACUAUGCGCAUGACGGAAGCAUUUGAUCUAUUGGAGAGAUACAUCUACCACACUGACCUUUUCUCCCAGCAGCUGCAUAGCCUUGUGGAACAUUUAGACGAGAAUGAUGUGUCCAUGCAUGGAGUUGUAGCCGAUGCAUUUUAUAUGAGCUUCAAGGCAUACAAAGGGAGAAUGUUCCUCUUAGGUUUCAACGAUGUGGCUAUAGGGGCAUUAUCAAAUUGGGCAGAUCGACUCAUUGCAACAAUGGAGCAUGGUGACUACAUAGGGGCUAUCCAGCUGGCUACCUCGUACUACACUGGUGACACCAAUAAACUGACAGUCGGCCUCCCCGAUGAUACUGAGUUGAGGCACAGCAUGGUUCGCGACAAGAUUAUGGAGAUUACGAGUGCCUCCCUAAAAUACGCCUUUGCACAAAGGCAGAAGAACAAGGCGUCUGUGGAUGAUGACCAUUUGAAACAGCUGGCUGAAACGUGCUUCUUGGCGUGUCAAACUGUUGGCAACACUGAUUAUCUGUUUGAGGAGCUGUAUGAAUGGUAUAGCGAUGCCGAUGUCGAGGGAAUAUUUCUUGAAACACUCGAGCCUUUUGUCCUCGACCAGACCAUCCGCAUCGUUCCGCCCACGGUGGUCAAGGAUAUGGUCAGCUACUAUGUCACCAAAGGCUGGGAAAGCAGGCUUGAGGAACUGAUAUGCCACAUGGAGACUGCAACUCUAGACUUGGAUCAGCUCACAAUUCUCUGCAAGCAGCACAACCUGUAUGAUGCGCUUACCUAUGUCUGGAAUCAAGCUCUGCAAGACUACAUUACUCCAAUGAUCGACCUACUUAGUCUCCUGGUCCCGUUGAUGUCGAAUGGAGAUUCUAUUCCCGACAAUACGACGGACGAUUAUUACGGCGUCAAUGCAGUCAAGAUAUUCCCUUAUCUAUCUUACACCCUCACAGGGCGAGUAUAUCCAAGCGGCGAAGUCAUGGACGAAGAGACGGCGAAUAGGGCCAAGGCCGAGAUUUAUUGGUUUUACUUUUCUGGAAAGACUAUUUCAUGGCCCAAGGGCAGCGGUAGAGAAUUUCUCACAAGGACCGACGGAGAAUCAGAGCCUGCAUUCCCCUAUCUGAGGAUGAUUCUCAAAUUUGAUGCCCCAAGUUUCCUCAGCGCCCUUAACGAAGCAUUUGAAGAUUCCUUCCUAAACGAUUCUUCCGAGACACGACCCAACGGCAGCACCUCCAGGGCAGACAUGCCCGAAGAGCAAAUCUUUGGUCUGACAAUUAACCGACAAUACGUUUUAUCCAUCUUGCUUGACGUAAUGAAUCCCUCAGAUUUUGCACCGGCAGAUACCAUCUAUCUCGACAUGUUCAUUGCUCGAAACCUUCCCAAGUUUCCCCAAUAUCUGCUAUUCUCUGGCACAACCUUGUCAAAAGUCCUCACCGGACUUUGCAACUACCCUGGCCCCGAUCUUGCCGAAGAUGCACAACUGAGCGCAGAAUACCUGCUGUCGGUUUAUCACCCUUCGGAUAUGCCUGCGCUGAUGCCAUUGUUCAAAAAGGCAGGCUUCUACCGAAUUCUGAAACGAAUAUACAAGGUUGACAAACAAUUUGGAAAGCUUGUGCAGACGUUCUUUGAAGAUCCGGAGGACCAAGACUUGGUGUUUGAAUGUAUUGCGGAGUGCCUGCGGCCUCACAGUGAACUUAGCCAGAGACAGCAAGAUGAAGUCUUGACCGUUGUCGAAAACCACGCGAGAGACUUGCUUGAACUAAGUCCCGAGCGCUCGGCCUCAACCUUUGCACUACAAACGACUGAACUGCACCAACAUAUUCUUAAUUCUGCCGAUGAUGCCCCUGAGCUACAGCAUGCUUAUCUAAAGACAUUGCUAGGGCCAGAAGAUCCGCUGGUGGAUGAACAGCUAAUGCAUGAGCGGCUGCUCGUUGAACGAUAUGUUCGGUUAAUGUGUAAGUUUGACGCACAACACGUGUCAGACUAUAUUGGGCUCGUCCAGUCGGUCGAUCUUCAGUUGGACAACUUAUUACCCACCAUGGAAGAAACGGGUGUGGUGGAUGCAGCCGUUGUGCUUAUGGCCCGGGCAGGACAAGUUGCCACGGCUAUGGAUCGAUUAGUCCGUCACUUGGGUACGCUCGAAUCAACUAUGGAAGCCCUUUUGCGCUCAUCCAGCACAGAAGGCGGAGAAGAGAGCAGUGCGCCGUCGUUGGAACCAUCUGCUGAGGCUCUUCUCGAAAGCUUGCAGAAUUAUGUCCAUGUUGGGAUUUGGUUAUGUCAGGAGCAGACAAAAUCUACAAGGAGAGUCAGUGUAGUCUCGAAGAACAAGACUGGCCAGGAGAACUUGUCAGCAGAUGAAGGCCUCUGGCUGAGCCUGAUCGGUGCCUGUGUCCAAGUCACCCAAAAUCUGGCCCCAGUUAUACAAACCUCUGCGAGCAAAGGUGCCCUUGAUGAGGAGAAGCUGUUGGCGAAGCUGCGAUCGCUCGUGCAGCAUACUUUCACCUCUCUUCUUGUUUCCACUUCGAGCCAAGCUUCAAAUCAAACAAAUGGCCAGUUGGGCCCCAAUGCUUUAUCAAGCACAGGGUCCAAUCUCUCGUUCUUACGAAUAUUGAGAGCGUUCCUCACAAAGGCAGCAGCAUCAUCACCAAGCUUGGCGGAUCUUCGCAGCGUGCUUGCAUCCAUAUUCUCGGCUUACGCAUACGAAGAGUCUAUCCUUCGUCUAUCGAACCGCCUCUUAGAACGAAGCCUGUUCACAAGCGUCGACACAUCUGUCGAACUUAGACAGCGCGGGUGGAGGCCGCGUGGUUCUACAUGUGAAGCCUGCGGCAAAAGAGUCUGGGGUCCGGGCCUUGCCGGCACGACAGUUUUCGAGGCUUGGGAGGACAAGCAAGCAGCUGAAGAGGUGGCGCGACAUCAGAGGCAAACGCAAAUUGCGGAACGAGCCAAGGGCCACGCACGAGUAUCAGAUCGUAGGAGCAAGGGAAAGAGUUUGGACAUGCGACCGUCGAGCAUGCUUAUCGAGCAAAUCGCUGGAAAGUCCAAUAAGGAUCAGGUUCUAGGGCCGCUCGUCGUACUAGCCUGUCGGCACAUUUAUCACCAAACCUGCCUAGAUGCGCUACAGGAGAAGCAAGAGAAUGGUGUCCUGCCUAGGGAGCUGGAUUACAAGCAUUUCACCAUGUCUGGCACCGACGAGGACGACUUCGAUGGCGAAUAUAUAUCCGACAACCAAUCCUCGGGCUCUUCGGACCAGGAAUCGCCGCCGCCCCUGCUCUCGCAGAACUACUUCGCGCCUCCAUUCUACGGCCGACCACCCACGCCUUUGCCUCCAUCUCCAUCUCUGACCUCGCUGCUACGACCGUCUCGCCCAACAACUCCAGAUGCCUCAGACGACGACAUUGCGCCUGUUCCGCGCACGGCGCCCAGGGUGCCGACGUACGAGUACUAUGGCUUCGUGCUGUAUCUGUUCAGCAGCCUGGUCUUCCUCAUGUAUCUCCUCUGGAGCUACCUCCCGGCGCCAAUCCUGCACGCGCUGGGCAUCACCUACUACCCGGACCGCUGGUGGGCGCUGGCUGUGCCCGCGUUCCUGGUCAUGACGCUAUGCUACAUCUACGUGGCAUUGGCGUCGUACAACCUGGAGAUUCUGACGGUGCCCAUGACGAGCGUGGAGACGAUUGUGGACGGGGCGGGCAAGUUGGCCGUGAUUGAUUCCAAGGGCCGGCUCAAAGGGAGCAACAAGCGGGAGAGGAAGUGCGAGAGCAACGGCAAGCUGAGGUGGAGGGAGAUUUGGAACGAGGGGACAGAUGCGGUGCUGGAUAUUCCGCUGGCGGGAGUCUGCGAGGUGCUCUAUGGGGAGGGGAGGGAGCUGUCUGAUAGCGACGAGGGGAUGUAA
Molecule: messenger RNA, 5466 nt
Organism: Trichoderma virens Gv29-8
Lineage: Eukaryota; Fungi; Ascomycota; Sordariomycetes; Hypocreales; Hypocreaceae
Exons: 4
Coding region: 1-5466 (1821 amino acids)
Biological process (GO): protein targeting to vacuole; endosomal vesicle fusion
Cellular component (GO): late endosome; HOPS complex
Molecular function (GO): protein binding
Source: RefSeq, a predicted model, not a curated record